Molecule: messenger RNA, 1472 nt
Organism: Asparagus officinalis (garden asparagus)
Lineage: Eukaryota; Viridiplantae; Streptophyta; Magnoliopsida; Asparagales; Asparagaceae
Product: outer envelope protein 80, chloroplastic
Exons: 11
Coding region: 191-1273 (360 amino acids)
Biological process (GO): embryo development ending in seed dormancy; chloroplast organization
Cellular component (GO): outer membrane
Source: RefSeq, a predicted model, not a curated record
AAUUCUCUCUCAUAAAACCCCCUGCACCCCUCUCCACCAAUUCUCCCCUCUUCCCCUACUCUAUUUCCAAUUAAAAAAAAAAAAAUCAGAAAACCCGUAGAAAAUCUACACCCAAUUAUCACCUCAAUCAUCUCCCCUCAACGUCCGUCGUCUCAUGCUGUAUGAAUGAGAGGAGCCCAUCUCAGAUUGAAUGGGAGCUCAGAAGAGCAUUCAUGCUGGAAAAGCGAAGAUAGAUUUCAAUGUGGACUUCACUCACAAAUUAUGUGGCGCCUUCUUGAUUCCUCCUCUCAGGGGUUCUACCAAUCCCUUUUCACAGGUUAUUGGAAGUUUGAGUGUGAAGCAUCCCAACCUUUUUGGAAGAAGUGAGAAGUUGGAUCUUUUGUGGGAUAAGGGGCUUCAGGAUUCUAGUGUUAUUAUCGCAUUCAGGCGGCCGAGGCCUGAGUGGCUCUCUCAGCAGUCAUUUGUUAUUCAGCACUCAGUAACACCAGAGAUUGCCGUUCAUGGAUUGCCAGUCAAUAAUUUUUCUCGAUCAGGGAGUGGGGGUGUCAACCUAUGUCGCAUGUCAGCGGGUGUGGAUCUUAGUGAACCUGCUACUUCCCAUUGGAACACCACAACUAGCAUCAAAUUUGAGCAUGUCCGUCCUAUAAGCGAUGAUGGCCGUGCCAUAACUAGGGACCUUGAUGGCUUUCCCCUGACUUGCAGUGGUAGCCAUUAUGAUAAUAUGGUUAUUUUGAAGCAAGAGUCACAGUAUGCGACUGCAAAUGAUCAUAGUUUUUCCAGAUUGAGUUUUCAAAUGGAACAAGGCUUACCUCUUCUGUCAAAGUGGCUCAUCUUCAAUCGGUUCAAAUUUGUUGCUUCCAAAGGAGUCAAAUUGGGGCCAGCAUUAUUAGUCUCAAGCUUGACAGGUGGUUCAAUUGUAGGAGACAUGGCACCUCAUCAGGCGUUUACAAUUGGAGGCAUUGGUAGUGUUCGAGGUUAUGAAGAGGGUGCAGUUGGCUCAGGAAGGUCAUGCCUAGUGUUUAACAGUGAAUUUACAAUGCCUUUGACAAAGGGGUUUGAAGGUGCCAUCUUCAUGGAUUGCGGAACAGACUUGGGUACAGCUCAUCAUGUCCCUGGCAAUCCUGCCCUUCGGCAAGGGAAGCCAGGAUAUGGAGUUGGACUCGGAUAUGGAUUUCGCUUCAACUCACAUUUAGGUCAGCUUCGAGUUGAUUAUGCCACCAAUGCAUUUCAACGAAAGACUGUAUACUUUGGGAUCAAUAAUGUUACUUCAUGAAUAAUGCAAUGAUGAGAGUAGUCUGUUGCAAAAUCUUAUCGAAUGUUGGAACCCCGGAUGAUGGCUUAUUCUAACAAUUGAUGGAGGAGUUGGAGUCUUCAUUUUUUCUUGAGGGAAUACAUGUAAUGUACACUCUUAUGCUCAAGGUUAACUUUUGUUAAUUUAAUGCAUCAUUCAUCAUGACUCUUCUUGAAUCUCA